AUGAUGAUGCAAUCGAAACCGCCAUCCGUCAGUACUGAAAGCGGUCCCGAACCUGUCAGAGCGUCUAUGGUUCGUGCUGGCCAUCGGACACGGCACUGGCGACCUAGAACAGUGACUGUGCAAUCAGGAGGUGUCUUCAGAGUCCGUUGGGGAUCUAGAACAAUUGUCAUAGACCUUGUGAUCCUGCGCAUCCUCGGGUUGAGCCAUGGGGAUAGCAGCCUGUCAAUGAACCAGACCCGGCGGCUGCAAAGGACCGCUGUCCAACUUCUAUACGAACAGAACCCCUCGCCCACGACUGGAGAAAGUAUCAUCUUGCCUGGAUAUACAUUCAAUCUCGCCUGUCGAAGGGUACUGCUAGUGGCAAUGGACUUUAUCGAGAUCUGCGAGGUGUUCGGGGGAUCCAUACUCCCGGACGAGUUUCGUGGUAACUAUGAGGACGCGGACCGUCAUAUCGCGGCUCUUGAGCAAGAGAUUAUCGCAGGACCAAGUUCAACAACUGCGAGAGCGAGAACGACCCUUCUGCGAGCCAUUUACUACACGCUUUCAGGAGACUUCAGGAGGGCUUAUGAAUUUAUACAUACCCUUCAAGGCUUGCAACAUCGAGGGCUAGAGCGGAUUUGGGUGCUCCGUGGGCAAUUGUACGAAUUUUACGCUGCCAUGCUGGAGCAUCGACCAACAGCUAUUGCGUUUGCGAUGAUCCCUGGGGAUCCGUACGCAAGGUUGUGGAAGGACGAUUCUGAAGUGGUGACUCUGCACGUACAGGCCAGAGAGGCUGGACGAGCCAUAUGUGUUGCCGAAUGUACAACCGUGGUCGAGAGACUAGAACAGGCCGUGAUUCUGGACGUAUGGUCUUUCCUGGAUACUUUGCACUUUUCCUACCUUGAACACCGUGAUUUCACACCACUUGUUACCGCGGAGUCUCUACCACAAGGCCAGGAACGGAACCUGGAGUUCCUGAAUUUCCCAGUUCCAUAUUUGUCCGGGACGCUGGCAAGCGACAUGAGUCAUGCAGGGAAUUCAACGUUCCAGAAUCUCUUGCAGAGAAUGUCCAACGAUAUUGAAAGGGCGAAGGGAGCCUCAAGUGAUCACCAGGCGUUUUCCCACCUCCGAGUCGAAUAUGAAAAUGCUCUGGACUAUGCGGGGCUGGGCCUGUGCAGAAUAAAUGAAGGCGAUCGCAUACUAUCACCCUCAUACACGAGCCCUGUAGCGUUUAAUUUGAUGUGUGAGUUGCGCGACACUGGGUGGGAAAAUAUGGCAUGGGACUCACUAGAGUCAACGUUUCGAUUGGAGGAUAACGAGCAGGCUCAUAGGCGCUAUGAUGAAGCUCUUUUUUAUAUGGAGGCUGCGUGUGCCCCAAGAGGUCAAGCCGCUGUCUCCCUGCGCAGGGGGUGCGUGAAUCAUGCAGCAGGAAUCCGAUAUCAGGCGGGACCUGACUGCGCCCAGUUCAAACAGGCUGAGGAAAAUUUCACAACAGCACUCAGCCUUUUCGCCAACGACACUUUUAACCAACAGCUGAUUACCUGUCAUCUCGCUUUACUUAACUGUAGCCGUGGACAGACUAAAUCCGCUGUGGAGAUAGCAAGACGCCUAGGGACCGAGUUGCGCGAAGCGCAAAGCUCCAAACUCUCCCACUUCCUUGGGACAUUGAUACUUCGAUUUGCUCACUUCCAGUUCGUGCAGCACAAGAACACUAGGGUGGCUACUGCUUGUUGUGAAUGUGCCGCUGUCUACCACGAGGCAUUGGAGAGUCCUCUAGGUUCCCUUUUUACAGCGGAAGCAUUUAUUACACUGUUCAGGCAAACACAUAACUGGACGCUCGCGCAGGCAAAUGUCAGAGAGCAUAAAGCCCUCUGGAGUUAUACACCGCGCAUUCGCAUACAUCGACGACAGAAUUCGCUCCUCCUCGAGUUCGACAGAUUGGUCCAAUCCGUCUGUUCGAUGACUGGCGAUGAGAAUCUACGUUCGCAGUGGGAGGAAGUACGCCGGGGCCUUCAGCCAAAUGAGCCACAGGGGAGUUCUGGUUUCAUUGACCUUGCGCCUUUGAGUGACGAGGCGAAGCAGCAUCUUAAUGACCCAGAACUUGGGUCAAUGGAAACCGAAAUGAUGUACUUCUGCCAAACGUUUGAGGCGCGAAAAGGGUUCAAUGCGGGUUACGCCCGAGCCAUUGGGGGUUCCUUCAAGGCGAUCGGAUUGGGGGAUAUGGACGCCGCCGAUGCCCAACUCGAAGCGUUUGUCUCGACCUGCGACUCAGAGAGCACUCUCAAAACAAGGGAGGUGCUCGACUACAUGAUCCCGACCCUAGCACAACUUGAUCGGGUGGAUGAAAUGAGACAGGCUCUUCCACAUUAUCUUUCAGACUGGUUCGUUAGAGGCGGGGUAGAGGACAUUCGUCUGGUCUGCGAUCGUAAAGGAGUCACCAGUGAUGUUCGGGAACACGCGAUCAAAGUUCAUAGGGAUACUGCCGAGCAGGACAUAUCCAUGUGCUUCAUGGCCCAGGCUUGGGAUAAGGGACCUAGGAUACUGCGGAAUAUCGCCACCGUGCUCCCCGACUUUUUCUAUAAAGCAAGGACACAGCCAAAGCCAGACACCUGGCAACUGCUCACCUUCAUCGGUGCUUUUUAUGAGCGGGCUUCGAAGCUCGACAAAGCGAUCGAGAAUUAUCUAGACGGUCUACACCAGGUCGAGAAUCUGAGAACUAUGAUUCCAAACCCCGACGACCGGCGCAAAGCUUACUCGACGCAGCACACUGCAGAGUUAUUCUGCGGGCUGGCUCGAACAUCAGUCGCCCUCUCGAGGCGCACUGAUGCAAAACGUCCAGAUGAGUACCGCCUGCCGACAUCCUCUUGGCUAGAUCAGGCGCUCAUCUUCCUUGAGCGCGGCCGGGCAAGAACUUUACUCGAUAUACUACAGGCACAUGAUUCUGCAGGUGUGGAGAGCCUUCAAGCGUCGAUGGAAGAGCUAUACCGAAAUCGCCUGCUGUCAACAUUAAUCCAUUCACAGCGUAGGCCUGGGGAUGAGCAGAACCUUUUGAAGAGGGCACGGAAUGUUGCAGAGAAGCUCGGAAUAUCUGCGGAUACAUUCGAUCCGGUUGGAGAGGCUCUUAAGGGGAGGGACGAGACCAUAGCACAGAUCUUCAAAAACACCAUGUUCGUCCCAGAUGUGGAUGGAAUUCUUCGCUCAAUUCCUGCGAACGCGAUCGUCAUAGAAGUCGGCGUUUGUAUGAGUGGCACAAUUGCCCUGUGCAUCUCAUCGUCAGGCAUCCAAUCCGUGCACCAGUCUGACCUCGGAACAUUCGCAUUACGCAGACUAGUUGUUGGCUAUCUUGGAAAGAUAUUGGCCUUCCAAAAGGACCCAACGCCCCUUGAGGCGGCCAAUCUGAAGGAGGGUCUUGAUGAUAUCGCGGCUAGGAUAUCUACCCAGCUGAUUGAACCUUUUGCUGAACAUAUUCGUGGCAGCAAUACUGUCAUUUUUGUGCCUACUUCAUAUCUGAACGUCUUUCCUCUGGGUGCAUUGAUGCUAGACGGCGAGCCCCUGGCUCUAACAAAACCGUUCUACCAGGUACCGAGUUUGGCUGUUCUGCGACGGAUUUCUGAAAAGGCAGCCAAAUCCCAGCCGGGGACCACGAUUUGCGCGGUAGCAGACUGUGAUAAAGCCAACCCGAUAGUUUAUGUUGGUCCUGAAGUGGUCUCAGUCUGCAGUGCCUUUGGCGUAGAACCGGUCACGAGCGACCAGUUCCCGCAAGCCAUGAAAGCAGCUGAGCUCAUCCAUAUCGCAGCUCAUGGUACAGAAAAUUACUCCUCUCCCUGGGAAUCCACAAUCCUCGGCGACACGUUUCGUGUCCUCGACAUGGCCACAAAGGAUUGCAGCGCCUCGCUGGUGGUAUUCAGCUGCUGCCUCAGCGGCAAAGGCGAGAUCAACGCCGGUGACGACCUUGUGGGGUUCGCACAUGCUGUACUUCAAUCCGGGGCCCGGGCAUUUCUUGGGGGCUUAUGGAGAGUCUGCGACGAACUAGCCAUGCUCUUGAUGCAUCUGUUUUACAAGGUACUAUCAAGACACAGAAAUGCCCCUCCAGGCGCUGAGAUAUGUGUGGCAAACGCCUGGCACCAGGCCGUCCGAGCUUUUUACCGGCUGGACGAACGAAACGCACUUGCACUAGUUGAUGAACUGGAGAACCUCUGGCGAGCCACCAAGAACACAAGUGCCAGGCCGGACGGUGAUUAUGGCAAACUAAAGUUUCAUUUGAAUCAAUUACGGGCGAUGAUAAUGCAGGGGAAAGUGGACUUUACCUCUCCUCGCAAUUGGGCUCCCUUUGCUCUGGUUGGAUGUGGGAGUGUCAAGAUUGUGGGAUCAGCUCCAGACGCAGAAAAUAAUGGACUCGUUGACGGCCCUGGCGAAGUAUCAUAA
Aspergillus aculeatinus CBS 121060 is the source of this 4404-nucleotide messenger RNA. RefSeq names its product CHAT domain-containing protein. The coding region runs from base 1 to 4404 and encodes 1467 amino acids. The transcript is spliced from 4 exons. Lineage: Eukaryota; Fungi; Ascomycota; Eurotiomycetes; Eurotiales; Aspergillaceae. The record is from RefSeq and is a predicted model, not a curated record.